AUGGCGGAUACAGAUAACAUCAACUUCGUUGACAGCAUCAUCCAACGGCUGCUGGAAGUGGGAGAGUCUGAGCCUUGUAAGAGUAUCCAGCUCCCGGAGGAUGAAAUCCGGGGACUGUGCUUAAAAUCUCAACAGAUCUUUCUGCACCAGCCCAUCCUACUGGAGCUCAAAGCACCACUCAAAAUAUGCGGCGAUAUCAAUGGGCAAUACCAUGAUUUGCUUCGACUCUUUGGUUUGGGUGGUUUCCCGCCAGAAAGCAACUACCUGUUUCUCGGGGACUAUGUGGACAGGGGGAAGCAGUCGCUGGAGACUAUCUGCCUCUUACUGGCCUACAAGAUCAAAUAUCCUGAGAAUUUCUUCCUUCUCAGAGGAAACCACGAAUGUGCCAGCAUCAACAAGACUUACGGGUUUUACGAUGAAUGUAAAAGGAGAUACAACAUUAAACUGUGGAAAACCUUCACAGACUGCUUUAACUGUUUACCAGUAGCAGCCAUCGUGGAUGAGAGAAUAUUUUGCUGUCAUGGAGGUUUAUCACCAGAUCUUCAAUCUAUGGAGCAGAUUCGAGGAAUUAUUCGACCAACUGAUAUACCAGAUCGAGGUCUUCUUUGUGAUCUUUUGUGGUCGGACCCCAAUAAGGAUGUCUUGGGCUGGGGUAAAAAUGACAGAGGGGUGUCCUGCACAUUUGAUGCCGAAGUGGUUACAAAAUUUCUGCAGAAGCAUGAUUUGGGUCUUAUAUGUAGAGCCCACCAGGUGGUAGAAGAUGGAUAUGAAUUUUUUGCAAAGAGGCAGUUGGUCACUCUGUUUUCGGCACCCAAUUACUGUAAAGAGUUUGACAAUGUGGGUGCCAUGAUGAGUGUGGACAAUACAUUACUGUGCUCUUUUCAGAUUUUAAAGCCGGCGGAGAAAAGGAAGCAGAGUGCCAGGAGACCCGUAACACCUCCAAGGGGUAUGAUCACAAAGCAAGCAAAGCAAUAG
Messenger RNA from Pipistrellus nathusii (Nathusius's pipistrelle), 975 nucleotides. Lineage: Eukaryota; Metazoa; Chordata; Mammalia; Chiroptera; Vespertilionidae. The record is from the annotation of a GenBank genome assembly.